Closterium sp. Naga37s-1 is the source of this 1398-nucleotide messenger RNA. The record is from the annotation of a GenBank genome assembly. NCBI's taxonomy places the organism in Eukaryota, Viridiplantae, Streptophyta, Zygnematophyceae, Desmidiales, Closteriaceae.
AUGUCCAUCCUCUCUUCAGACUCCUCCCCUUCUUACUCCUCCCCAUCCUACUACUCCUCCCCAUCCUACUCCUCCACCUCCCCUCCUUCCACCAACUCCUCCUCCUCCUCUUCCUCCUCCAAGGGUCUGUCCACAGGAGCAGUCAUAGGCAUAGUGGUGGGCGUGACUCUGCUGCUGCUGCUGCUCGGGGGAGUCGGUCUCUUCCUCUGGUUCAGGCACAAGAGCAAGGCCAGUGGGGCCGAUAAGCCUGGCCAGGCGUACGGGGGAACUGCGGCAGCGGAGGGGGAGGCCUUGGGGGAAGUGGAGGCGGGAGCGGGGGGUGGGGAGGUGGGGGAGGGGGGAGCGGGGGGAAUGGCAUGGCGGCUCCUGUGGCAGGGGGAUACGGGGGAUCGGGAGGGGCAGGAGGGGGAGGAGCAGCAGCAUAUGGGGCGGCAGCAGCAGGAGCAGCGGGAUCGUAUGGGGCGGCAGGGGGGGGAUAUGCGGCAGCAGCAGGGCCUCAGGCGGGGAUGGGACCCGGGUCUGGAUCCGGGAACGUCAUUCACCCCAUGUACAUGGGAAGUAGCAGCCAUGGCGACUAAGCUCCACCCCAACCUGGUGGCAGCGAUGGCGACAAAGCACCAUCCCAACCUCGUCCGCCUUCUAGGCUACUGCAUCGACAUGCACCCAGCAGCACCGCACUCCACCACCGGCGACCUGAGCAUGGAGCAAAUUGUAGUGUACGAGUUCAUGGCCAACGGGGACUUGGAGCGGUGGGUGGGGGAGGGGGCAGCACAGCCGCUGGGCUUAGCUGAGCGGCUCUCAGUGCUCAUCGGCACGGCUCAUGGCUUGGAGUAUCUGCACCGCUUUGGCAUCGUGCACCGUGACAUCAAGCCCGCCAACAUCCUGCUCGAUGACAAGCUCGAGGCCAAGGUGGCAGACUUUGGGGAUUGCUUGGGAGGGAGUGAUGGGCACACGGUUCUACCUGGAACCUGCCUAUUCAACUCCAGCAAGUCCCGCAUGGCUGAUGUGCACAGGUGCACAGAGCGGUGGAGUGAGGUACAGACCAGUGCUAACCGUUACAGAGUGGUGGAGAGAGGCGGAGUCGUAGUUGUUGCGGCCGGCAAAGCGGAGGAAUUAAAAGACCCACGAUUGGACGUCCCGGCAGAUUUGAUUCUGCGGUUGGCACAGCUGGCGCUGCGCUGCACGGGCAUGCCGACCGUGUCUCGUCCUGACAUGAUCCAGGUGGUAUCUGAGCUCACGGCGCUCAGGAAGGAGUUUCUGGGGAAGGUGUCAUCUAGGAUGGCUGAGAGGAUUGAUGAGGAGGUGGAGUCCCAGAGAGUUGGGAAUUUCAGUGCGGAAAUAGCGAUGAUUGAAAGGCUGGCGUUUCAGGGUAGCACCAGUGCAAUGAGCAUUCGCUGA